GGGACUCCACGCAGAGCUGCCGCGGUGCGGGGGCGCGGGGAGAUGGGACCCGGUGCCGAGGGUCUGCAGUCCGCCCUCCAGACCCUCAGGCGAGAGCGGAGCUCCCCACCCCCACCCCGCCGAGCCCGAGAGCCCUGCGCAGUUCCCGGGGAGCGGCGCAAGCCCGUCCGGGGGCGGGGCGGAGCCGGGCUAGGGGUGCCAGGGAGCCCCGGCGGCUGCGCCCCGCGAGCCCGCAGCCCAGGCGCAUUUGGUGGGGCAACGGGGCAGGGAACGCGCGAGGAGCGCGGGACUGAGGGCUCCACGGACAGACCGACAGACGGACGCCCCCGCACACGCAGACGCACCGAGCUCGGCACGGCCGCUGUCACACAGGCAGGGACACACGCAGACACGCACACUCGCGCGCUCACAGCCUCCCGCCAGCCUGCCUGUCCGCCGGCGCCCGGAGCCCGCUCUGGCCGUUUGCUUUCUGCUGAGGAGACUUCCUGGCCCUGGCACCAGAUGGCAGCGUUCCCUACCCAGACAACUUGGGAAUGAAGUUUGAGGGAGCUAGGAGUGAGAGAGAGAACCAGGCUGCUGAUGACUCCGAGGGAGGAACCCUGGACAUGUGCUGCAGUGAGAGGCUGUCAGGUCUUCCCCAGCCGGUAGAGAUGGAAGCACUGGACGAGGCCGAAGGACUCCCUGGCAAGCCGAAAGAGGUGCCACCACCCCCAUCACCCUCACCGCCCUCCGAGCCAGCUCACAAGCUGCCACCUCAAGGUGCAGGGAGCCACUCCCUCACCGUCAGAAGCGGCCUGUGCCUGUUUGCUGCCUCUCAGUUCCUGCUCGCCUGUGGGGUGCUCUGGCUCAGUGGCCAUGGCCACUCCUGGCUGCAGAACUCCACAGACCUCAUCUCCUCGACGCUCACACUGCUGAGCCAUCUGGGACCUGUGGCCUGGCUGGGUUCGGGGACCUGGGGGAUCCCAAGCCUGCUGCUAGUUGCUGUGACGGUGGGCCUGGUCAUCGCCUCCACCCUGCAGGUGUGGCACCUCCUGAAGGCGCCCCCAGAGCCACCCGCCCCGCUGCCCUCAGAGGACAGGCGCCAGUCAGCGAGCCGCCAGCCCUCCUUCACCUACUCAGAGUGGAUGGAGGAGAAGGCAGAGGGCGACUUCCUGGACCUGGACGCGGUGCCCGAGACACCUGUGUUUGACUGUGUGAUGGACAUCAAGCCUGAGGCUGACCCCACCUCGCUGACUGUCAAGUCCAUGGGUCUGCAGGAGAGGAGGGGCUCCAAUGUCUCCUUGACCCUGGACAUGUGUACUCCCGGCUGCAAUGAGGAGGGCUUCGGCUACCUGGUGUCCCCACGAGAGGAGUCAGCCCACGAGUACCUGCUCAGUGCCUCCCGAGUCCUCCGGGCGGAGGAGCUGCACGAAAAGGCCCUGGACCCCUUCUUGCUGCAGGCGGAAUUCUUUGAAAUCCCCAUGAACUUUGUGGAUCCAAAGGAAUAUGAUAUCCCAGGGCUGGUGCGGAAGAAUCGGUACAAAACCAUCCUUCCCAAUCCUCACAGCAGGGUGUGUCUGACUUCUCCAGACCCCGAUGAUCCUCUGAGUUCUUACAUCAAUGCCAACUACAUCCGGGGCUACGGCGGGGAGGAGAAGGCGUACAUCGCCACACAGGGUCCCAUCGUGAGCACCGUGGCGGACUUCUGGCGCAUGGUGUGGCAGGAGCGCACACCCAUCAUCGUCAUGAUCACCAACAUCGAGGAGAUGAACGAGAAGUGCACGGAAUACUGGCCAGAAGAGCAGGUGGUCCACGACGGCAUGGAGAUCACCGUGCAAAAAGUCAUCCACACAGAGGACUAUCGGCUGCGACUCAUCUCCCUCAGGAGAGGGACUGAAGAGCGAGGCUUGAAGCAUUACUGGUUCACAUCCUGGCCUGACCAGAAGACCCCGGACCGGGCCCCCCCACUCCUGCACCUGGUACGAGAGGUGGAGGAGGCAGCCCAGAAAGAGGGACCCCAUUGUUCCCCAAUCAUCGUUCACUGCAGUGCAGGGAUUGGGAGAACGGGUUGCUUCAUUGCCACAAGCAUCUGCUGCCAGCAGCUGCGACGCGAGGGCGUGGUGGACAUCCUAAAGACCACGUGCCAGCUCCGUCAGGACAGGGGUGGUAUGAUCCAGACGUGCGAACAGUACCAGUUUGUGCACCACGUCAUGAGCCUCUUUGAGAAGCAGCUGUCCCUCCAAUCCUCAGAGUGACCACCCUCCUCCUCUGAGCCUCUGGGCACUGCCCAGCUUGAGCCUGGGCCUUCACCCCAACUCCCCAAGAUCUUGCCUUGGGGCCUGGGCCUGCUCCCUGUCUCCCUCCCCCUCAUUCUUUCUCCUCUUCAGUCUGCUCCCCCUCCGUUACCCUGGCCUGGUCCCUACCCCCAGCCUAGCUCUUCUCCUGUACAUCCUGGGGAGGGCGGGGGAGGAAUGUGCCAGGCCAGGCCUGGGGCCCCUAGGCCUGACCCACACCGUACAGACUGGGGCCUCAGUUUUAACCAUGGUUCCACUGCUACUUGGUCCAAAAUGUUUCAUGCCACAUCCCAAGUGUCCUAUGACAACGUGUUCUAUCUGUCCAUGCAUCACAGCUACCUGUACCAGACACUGUGUCCCCUCAGCCAGAAAAGGAGCACUGAAAUGAGCUCCCCAGGCAGAGACUCUUGCCUCUGAGAAGCUAGAUUGCAUUUGUCACCAGGAUGAGGUUGGCAGGGCAGAGGAGAACAUGUUGGUUGACAGACAUCCCAGCUAGGAAAGGUUCCUGGGCAAGAGUGAGCAUCACCUAAAUGGCUUCUGGGUGCUUGGUACUCAGUAAGCAGCCUGUGAGGCACUGGAGGGAAAGAGGACAGAGGCAAUAGGGGGCCCCAAAGAGCUGGGCCCUGAGGGGCCUCUAAGAAUAGCGUGGGGACUCAGCUCCAGAACCUGCGAGACACCUUUCUGUGUCACUGUGGGAAAGCCCAAACGUCUUGCAACAUGUGGCUCUGCGUGUGUUCCCUUGCCCACAUGUGUGUUGAGAGCCCGUGAUCAGGUCAUGCAUGACUCUCCGGCAACAUGUGUUAGCUUGGAGCCAUGUGUUUUUAUUGCUGACUUUAAAUAUUUAUUCCACGGCAAACAGAGACAUUUGGUGUCUUUUUAUAAUUCGCUCGUGGUCAUUGAAUAGAGCAAUAAACAGAGCAUUUUGAGCA
This is a messenger RNA of Psammomys obesus (fat sand rat), 3202 nucleotides long. It is a transcript of the gene Ptpn5, whose product is annotated as protein tyrosine phosphatase non-receptor type 5. Bases 534 to 2234 code for a protein of 566 amino acids. Gene Ontology annotation, molecular function: protein tyrosine phosphatase activity. The transcript is spliced from 15 exons. The record is from RefSeq and is a predicted model, not a curated record. Lineage: Eukaryota; Metazoa; Chordata; Mammalia; Rodentia; Muridae. Gene Ontology annotation, biological process: protein dephosphorylation.